Alternaria arbusti is the source of this 711-nucleotide messenger RNA. RefSeq lists its product as uncharacterized. The transcript has a single exon. NCBI's taxonomy places the organism in Eukaryota, Fungi, Ascomycota, Dothideomycetes, Pleosporales, Pleosporaceae. The record is from RefSeq and is a predicted model, not a curated record. The coding region runs from base 1 to 711 and encodes 236 amino acids.
AUGAUAGGGCAGUAUAGCAUUGAAGCCCCCGAUAUCACAGAGUGCAACAUGCGUUGGGUCGGUCGGCAUGUCCGCAACAUGACCGUCGUGAACGGUACCUUCAACCUCGGUAUCAUUCAAGACCAUGAGCUCUCCGGUAUCCCCAAGUCAUAUGGCGAAGAGAUACAGUGGGCCUCUUUCAACCUUUCAGAUGAGACUACAACGCUCACGGGUAACACGACUUUCAGCAUCAACGCAGGCGACAACAAGGGUAUCAAGACAUUUCUCUCCGACGUUUUCUCCUCUUCGCUACGCGACGCAUACGGUCUCGCUCUGUACAACUCCACAAACCUUACGCAAACUGUGGAGGCUAUCAGCACUUCCAUGACGUACGCUUUCAAUACGGGAAUUAGCAGCAUCAAACUCCCUGGUAGAACAAUCACGACGGAGCAAUACAUAAAAGUCCACUGGGCCUGGAUAAGCGUACCAGUUGUUGAAGUCAUCAUGGGCAUUGCGUUCUUCGUAGCUACGCUCGUACAUACAUGGAGGAGGGGCGUAGUGGCCUGGAAGAGCUCUGCCAUCGUACCGUUAUUCACGCACAUUGAAGGAUGGCAUCCCGAAGAAAGUCGAAUAGGCAGUGCACGAGAGGUAGAGAAGAGGGCUAAAGAGAUGAGGGGUUUGCUAGAGAGAGAUGAAGACGGUGGUCAGAGGUUCAGACGCAUAGAUGCAUGA